GCUCAUAAUUACUGAGUCACACUUCUCUAUACAUGUGCUAAUUCACUAUCAAGCCUUUGGUCAGUCAUUUCAUAGUUCAUGGAUAACAUUUUCAUUUUAAUAUCUCAAGCGAAUGAGACCUGACUUUCAAAAUGUUUCAUCAAGAUUUUCAUGUCUAUGUGAUAUCUGUUGUCUAGACUUGGUUAGUAUACACUAUGUAUCAGCCUGAUUCGUGAUAGUGCUCUCCAUAUCUCUUGACUUCAGCAUCACUGGUUGCCGUGUCAGCAAACUUUACCACCACCAAUAUGUCAAGUACUUGGACAUCUCUGGUACCACUUACAUCUCCAGAUCCACUUCCACUACAACCACCUCUCCCUUCAGUUCCAAUGCCAACCAAUAUCUCAGCUCUGUGGUGUCAUACUAACUUGACAAUUUCCUGGGAGAACCCAGCAGAGGGUAGUGCUGAUGUUUUACAUACUGAAAUCCUGCUCCUACACAACAAUUCUUACCUCUGGGAGACCAGAACACUGAUCUGUAAACACUGUUCUAAUAUCACUGUGAAGGGGCUUGAAGAUAAUAACAAAUAUACUAUACAGCUUAGGGCACAUACUGGCUCAGGAAGAAGCAAUUACUCUGAUUCGCUGGUUAUUUCACCUGGCACUACAACCACAUCUACCAGCCAGCACUGCCCAGGUCAAGCAGACGACAUUACAGUGUUACUGGCAAUAAGUAUAGGGGGCGCUGGUGGGGGUCUCCUUCUUAUCAUCAUCAUCAUACUUCUCAUCCUACUUGGAACAAGAGGCAAGAAAGCAAAAACCCAAGAAACAACUACCUGCAAGAUGACAGAAAUUCAUACAAAUGAGGGACACCUUUCUACAACAGUUAAUGACAAUGAACAGCAAUCAAGAAACAGAAGAGAAAAUAUCAAUCCUACAGGCACAAGUCAAGAAGAACCGGCCCAAUAUAUGAGUAUAAAUGUUUAUGAUGAAGCUGAAGAGAGAAAUAUGCCAGGUCACUCUAACAAAAAACAUGUGCCAACAAGUCCAAAGCAAAUGGAUGGUAGCCAUUACAUGAAUGUGAAUGGGGGAGGGGAGGAUGUCGCACCAAAUAGUUGUCCUAAAUAUCUGCCUCCUUCAGCCAGCAGAAAAAGCUCUAAAAAGUUCAUGGACACUUAUGAAAUUCAAACCAACCCAACAACUACCUCUUCUAGCUGGAAAACAGGCUGGGCUAAACAAGUCUCCAGUUUAAGCAGCUUUCUAGGUGAAAAGAAAGCCAGCAGGAAGCAAGGUCAUAACACUGAUACUGAAUAUGUUAAUGUUAAUGAAUAUGCAAAUAUCAAGAGAUAGACAUUUGACUGGAAGGAAGAAACCAAAAAUUUAAGAUCAAUAAUCAACAGAAUGCAAAAUGUUAUUCAGAUUAACUGGGAAUGGACAAUAAUAAGUGAGCAU
This is a messenger RNA of Lingula anatina, 1427 nucleotides long. RefSeq lists its product as uncharacterized. The record is from RefSeq and is a predicted model, not a curated record. NCBI's taxonomy places the organism in Eukaryota, Metazoa, Brachiopoda, Lingulata, Lingulida, Lingulidae. Gene Ontology annotation, molecular function: protein binding.